CCACUUCCGGUUGAGCGAGACAAACAAAAAGCAGUAGAGCGGUGAGAAGGUUUCUCGUCUGAAAGGUGAAGGUCUCGUUUGUGCCCAGCUAUUCAACACGAUCAGAAGAACAGACAUACAAACACUCAUACUUGACACAAACACACUGAGACAUGGUGAAGAUUACUUUCCAGCCUGUCGCGGGGCAGAAAGGGGAUAAACAGAAUGAUGGCGACAAGACCGAAAUCCUCAUUCCUCAUCCGAUGGAGGAGGAGGAUGAACUUGUCCUGCCUUUGCGGCCCAAGAAGUCGCCACUCAACGGGCUGUGCUGCCUGACGUUCGGCCUGGUUGUCUUCAUGGCCGGUCUGGUCCUCUCCUCCAUCUAUGUGUACCGCUACUACUUCAUACCUCACGUCCCAGAAGAAAACUUGUUCCACUGCAAGGUGGUUUACGAGGACUCUGUGUACGCACCGCUGCGUGGGCGACAAGAACUGGCAGAAAACGUCGGCAUCUACUUGGCAGACAAUUAUGAGAAGAUCACUGUGCCUGUGCCUCAUUUUGGAGGCAGCGAUCCUGCUGACAUAAUCCACGAUUUCCACAGAGGAUUGACUGCUUACCAUGAUAUUGCCCUGGACAAGUGCUACGUGAUUGAGCUCAACACCACCAUUGUGAUGCCCCCGCGUAACCUUUGGGAGUUGCUUAUCAAUGUCAAGAAAGGAACAUACCUGCCGCAGACUUACAUAAUUCAUGAAGAGAUGAUGGUGACCGGCAAAGUGCACAACAUGCGUCAGCUUGGACCCUUCAUCUACCGCCUUUGCAACGGCAAAGACACGUACCGCUUGAACCGCCGUGUCUCCCACAGACGCCUCACCAAGCGAGAGGCAAAGGACUGCCACCGCAUUCGUCAUUUUGAGAAUACAUUCGUGGUGGAGACGGUUAUCUGCGAGGAGGCGUGAGCGGGAUGGUCACAUGUGAUACGGCACAUCCUAGUCACCUCCCCAGCUACUGUAGCACCCUGUGGAUUUGAUCAUGUUGCACUUUACCACUCAUUUGACGUCUUUAUGUACUUCUCCAUCCCUUGCUUAUUUGCCUCUCCUUUUUCCAUUAGCCAAUCUUAAGAUGCAAUAAUAAGAUGCAGGUUCUCUCACAGGAUUUUCAUGUAGCCAAUCCUUUUGGCCUCUGCCCUUCGGGAGUACUACGAUGGUUACUGUUGGUAGGAGAGAUGACUCUCUCCGUGUGUUGUCAAAGUGACCUUUUUGUUUCUCCUUCUGCUUUGGAAGCUAAUUAUCUGUGGAUUGACACAGCACAAAACGCAAAAAUAGCACACACACGCACAAACUUUAGCGCCGAAAAGAAGUGCUAAAUUUUGUCAUUUCUUGAUCUCUGUACCGGAAAGACCAAACUACUGAUGACUAGUUGCUUGCAGUUUUGCUUUUGCUUAUUCCAUUUUCAUUUUGCUGGUAAAAAAGAAGACUUCGCUGGGCAUUACUGCGCACGACUUCCACCCUUGAAGAAAUCAAGAGCCAUAAUUAGUUUUAUUGCCCAUCAUUUUUCAAUAUAAUUUAUUUAAAAUAAUGUAUUUGUGAAUCGUUUAAUAGUAUAAUGUAUCUGUCCCCCAUAUCACCCAUAUCCCCCCCCCUUGCAUGUAUUUUCGUUAUUUGAUAAACUGUUUUGUAAGAUGUAUAACGCCUUAGUCCAGACUCAGACUGGACUAAUGUUAUUACUAAUAAAACAGAUGGGUGCGUAAUAUUUGAUGUUAGGUAAAUACAACCAACUUUUAUCUGUAUAUAUUACCUGCCUAUGAAAUUCUGUCUGUGAAUAAAGUUUAAAAAGACUGUCA
Syngnathus acus (greater pipefish) is the source of this 1819-nucleotide messenger RNA. RefSeq names its product integral membrane protein 2Ca (gene itm2ca). Gene Ontology annotation, biological process: negative regulation of amyloid precursor protein biosynthetic process. Lineage: Eukaryota; Metazoa; Chordata; Actinopteri; Syngnathiformes; Syngnathidae. Gene Ontology annotation, cellular component: extracellular exosome; Golgi apparatus; plasma membrane. Bases 153 to 935 code for a protein of 260 amino acids. The transcript has 6 exons. Gene Ontology annotation, molecular function: amyloid-beta binding. The record is from RefSeq and is a predicted model, not a curated record.